AUGUCUUUGCCAAGAUAUCCUAAAGACUUAGCUGUGAUUAUUGUCAAGGCUAAAGGUAGAGAAAACACAUUCAGAGAUGUGACAGUGCGAAAGCAAAAAGUGCAUGAUGCUUUAGUUUGGCUUAUCAAUAACAAUCCACAUUAUUCUCAGUUAUUAAUUAAUGAAGAUGCAUUAAAUUCAUUACCUGAAAAUGGUGUACCACCAGGUCUUAUGACUGUUGAGACUGAUGAUGAUAUAGUCCCAGAUGACAAUUGUUCUCCUGAUGUAGGUCCCCCUACUGAUAAUCCAUCAAACGAUAUUGUUUAUAAUGACUCUACCGAAAUGAGCAAUUUUUUACCUGUUGGCGAACAACAACAACAGGAAAUUGAAGCUGUUAGAAAUCAGCUGUCUGAAAAUAAGCCAAUACCAUGGCCCUCAGUUGAUAAUGAGCCAUUAAAUGAGUAUCAGAUAUCACAUCUUGCCACAAUGGCUUUCCCAACAUUAUUUCCAGAUGGGAAAGGUGAUCCUACUAAUCAAGGACUUCUGAGAGAUGUCCCUCUUCAGGGACGGAUAAAGCAUCUUCUAAAAUUUGCUGCAAUUAUUGAUGGUAAAUGGGUAUACCGUUUUGCUAAACACCCAGAUUUUCAUAUUGGGCUUUUAAUAUGAUUCAAAGAAAACACAUUUUACAACAAAGUGGAAUAUUCCUCAAACAGAACCCAGGUGAAGCUCAUCUCACAAUUGAUGAACUGCGUGAAAUGGCUGCCAGUAACAAUACAAAUGUAUUUAUGUCUAAAGUGUCGAGAUAUGUUGGCAACAUUUCAGGUAUAAUGCUUACUGGAAUAGAGUAAGAGAGGAACUCAAAGCUAUCAUUACUAGUGUUGGAGCACCAACAUUAUUUUUCACUUUCUCCUCUGCAGAUAUGCAUUGGCCUGAGUUACAUGCUUUAUUUAAUGCUGAUACUGACAAUGAGUUAGGGAACUCUACCAGUGAGGCAAGACGACAAAACAACAAUCCCCAUGUUGUAGAUUGGUUUUUCACACAAAGAUUAGAAAGCUUUGUAAACACUGGCUUUAUGAUACACUUGGUGCAAAAUGGCACUGGUUUCGAUAUGAAUAUCAAGGUAGAGGUAAUAUCCAUUGUCAUGGUACUGGUAAACUAAAUAAUGACCCAGGUUUGUGCCAACUUACUCAGACUGCUUUGAAAGGUUUCUUAGCUCAAAAAUUUAAAGAUGAAAAUGAUUGUUCUGACACAACUGAACUAGACCAGGAUAUUGAAGCUGGUCAGAAAGCAGCUGACACAGCAUGUCAGUAUGUUGAUUGGUUAUUAUCAACUGUCAAUCCUAAUCCACCAGAUGAAGACAUGUGGAUAAGACCUGAGGUUCAUCCAUGUCAAAGAAGUCAUGACAUUCCUAAACAUGAAAAACAAUUAGAUUAUGUAGAUCUAUUAAACAUGGUUCAACGACACACUCGUUGUAGUACAAGUUAUUGUCUUAGAAAGAACUCAAAUGAAACAGAGUUGAAAUGUAGAUUUCAUUCCCCUUUUGAUAUUUGUCCUAAGACAAAAUUAGAAUUUGAAAAAAUUCACACUUCAGGUGAUAAUGAGCAUUAUCGAGCUAAAAUUGUGACUAAACGAAAUGACUCCUAGGUUAAAUAACCAUCAACAACUUCAGCUCCAAGGAUGGAGAGCUAACUGUGAUAUUCAAGUUGUAAUUGAUCACUAUGCUUGUGUUGAAUAUCUCACAAAAUAUGCAGCUAAAGGUGAGCCAAGAUCACCUAUACUGAAACAGGCAUUCAAUUCUAUUGUGCAAAAUGUUGACAGUAAUACUGACCCUCGUAGAGUUAUUAAGAAAGUAGUUAUGAAAUCUCUUGGUGAAAGAGAUUAUGCAGCCCAAGAGACAAUGCAUCAUUUGUUAUCUUUAAAACUCCACAGCUCAUUCUUUAAAGUGAUGCCAGUUAGUCUAAAUGGUUCACGUAGAGUGCGUGAUACUGCAAGUAUUGACGAGGGUGAAUCUUGCACCGAUUAUUCACUUCUUGAUGCGUACGCUAAUCGUGAACAAUACGAGAAUUCACCAAAUAUAAUAAAUAUGGACUUUUUCAAUUUGCUACAACAUACAAACUUGUUAACGAUGAACUGA
Molecule: messenger RNA, 2113 nt
Organism: Paramuricea clavata
Lineage: Eukaryota; Metazoa; Cnidaria; Anthozoa; Malacalcyonacea; Plexauridae
Source: the annotation of a GenBank genome assembly